Molecule: messenger RNA, 4416 nt
Organism: Drosophila innubila
Lineage: Eukaryota; Metazoa; Arthropoda; Insecta; Diptera; Drosophilidae
Gene: GABA-B-R3
Product: gamma-aminobutyric acid type B receptor subunit 2
Exons: 12
Coding region: 418-4416 (1332 amino acids)
Biological process (GO): gamma-aminobutyric acid signaling pathway; G protein-coupled receptor signaling pathway
Cellular component (GO): G protein-coupled receptor heterodimeric complex; membrane
Molecular function (GO): G protein-coupled GABA receptor activity
Source: RefSeq, a predicted model, not a curated record
GAGAGACGGAGAAUCAUUCGCGAAAUCCAAUUAGAAUUGAAUGUGUGCCCAGAGCGAGAACUGAUAAUGGCAGCCAGGCGAAGGGGCAAAGGGCAAUCGAAAUGAGGAGAGACCAAAAGUGAGGCCAAUAAAAAGGCGAUAAAAUUGACGGCCACACAAGUUGAACACAAAACAAAGCACAGAGAAGGAGAAAGAGAAGGAGAGAGUGCGAGUGAGAGUGAAAGGAAAUACACAGAGUGCAUAAAAAGGCGAUAUAUAUUCACAAACGUGUUUAUCAGCAACAGAGAGUGAGAGCCCGCAGCUGUACAGAGAGACACAGACAGAGACAGAGAGAGUGAGAGGGGCAGACAGACAUCCGAGUGAGAUAGCAAUUCAAAUGCCGUGGUGAUUAAUGGGCCAGGGGCCAUUGCAGCCGGAAUGCGCAUAAUUCACCUGAGAAAAACGAGAUAUGGCCAACAGCAAAGACAAUUCAUUGGAGCUGAAGCUGGAGAUGGAGGUGGCUUUAGGUGGUGGCCCUGGCUGCUGGUGGUGCUAUUGCUACUCCUACUGGAGUCCACGGCCAUGGAGUCCUCGGCUGAACUGCAGGCCAGCCACAAUGUCGAGCUGUUGACGCUGCCAACGAGUGGAGCAAUUAAACAAAUCCACAGCCAGGUUCGAAUGCAGGUUGGCGGCUCAAUUAACAGUGAAACACAUCGAAACCGUCCAGUUCCACACUCCCACAACCUGCCCCAUUCGAAUGGAGAGCACUGGAAGAGCAGGAGAACGAAAGUCAAGCGACGACAGCGUCUUAAUUCGCACAGCAACUUGCCCGCCUCCAAUUUGCCCGCUGCUCCAACGAAUCUCAGCAGUUGGCAGCAACAACGUUACCUGAAAGUGAACCAGGUGUUUGAAAGUGAACGUCGCAUGUCCCACGACGAGAUUCAACGCAAUCACGGCAAAAUUGUCCUACUCGGUCUAUUCGAGCUAUCCACCAAACGAGGACCUCGUCCAGAUGGACUCAGUGAACUCGGUGCUGCCACAAUGGCCGUGGAACACAUCAACCGCAAACGAUUGUUGCCCGGUUACACCCUCGAACUGGUCACCAACGACACACAGUGUGAUCCUGGCGUGGGCGUGGAUCGUUUCUUUCAUGCCAUCUACACUCAACCCUCGACGAGAAUGAUGAUGCUGCUGGGCUCCGCCUGCUCGGAGGUCACGGAAAGCCUCGCCAAGGUGGUGCCCUACUGGAAUAUUGUACAGGUCUCCUUUGGCUCCACAUCGCCAGCCUUGAGCGAUAGACGUGAAUUCCCGUAUUUCUAUCGCACCGUUGCCCCGGACUCGUCCCACAAUCCGGCCCGUAUUGCGUUCAUCCGUCGCUUUGGCUGGGGCACUGUGACAACGUUCUCACAGAACGAGGAGGUUCAUUCGCUGGCUGUCAACAAUUUGGUCACUGAGCUGGAGGCAGCCAACAUUUCCUGUGCGGCGACAAUCACAUUUGCGGCAACCGAUUUCAAGGAGCAGCUGCUGCUCCUCAGGGAGACGGACACACGCAUCAUUAUCGGCAGCUUCUCCCAGGAGCUGGCACCUCAGAUCCUUUGCGAGGCCUACAGGCUGCGCAUGUUUGGGGCCGACUACGCCUGGAUCCUGCACGAGAGCAUGGGUGCACCUUGGUGGACCGACCAGCAGACACCGUGCACCAGACACGAGCUUCAGCUGGCCGUCGAGAAUCUCAUAGUUGUCUCCACCCACAACAGCAUCGUGGGCAAUAAUGUCAGCUACAGUGGACUGAACAAUCACAUGUUCAACUCGCAGCUGCGUAAACAAUUUUCGCAGUUUCACAAUGAGGACGCAACUGGCAGCCGCAGAAAAGCACCACAAUCGGAUUUGCGGACCAGAAAGAGGCGUGGCACCGCCAGCCAUUUGCUGCCGGAGGCCAUUUCCCAAUAUGCACCACAAACAUAUGACGCCGUGUGGGCAAUCGCAUUGGCUCUUCGGGCUGCCGAGGAGCAUUGGCGACAGGAUGCAGCUCAAUCGAAGCUGGAUGGAUUCGACUAUACGAGGAGCGACAUGGCCUGGGAGUUUCUCCAGCAGCUGGGCAAGCUGCACUUCCUUGGAGUAUCGGGUCCUGUCUCGUUCAGCGGACCGGAUCGAGUGGGCACCACGGCCUUCUAUCAGAUCCAGCGUGGCAUGCUGGAACCUAUAGCUCUGUAUUAUCCUGCCACAGAUGCUCUGGACUUUCGCUGUCCUCGGUGUCGGGCGGUGAAGUGGCACAGUGGUCAGGUGCCGAUUGCCAAACGUGUCUUCAAGUUGCGUGUGGCAACGAUUGCUCCACUGGCAUUCUACACUAUUGCAACACUGUCCAGCGUGGGCAUUGCUCUGGCCAUUGCCUUUCUCGCCUUCAAUCUACACUUUCGCAAGCUCAAAGCAAUUAAACUUUCCAGCCCCAAGCUGAGCAACAUCACCGCAGUGGGAUGCAUCUUCGUUUAUGCCACCGUCAUCCUUUUGGGCCUCGACCACUCGACGCUGCCAUCGGCUGAAGAUUCCUUUGCCACGGUUUGCACGGCACGCGUGUAUCUGCUCUCAGCUGGAUUCUCACUCGCCUUUGGCUCGAUGUUCGCAAAGACAUAUCGGGUGCACCGCAUUUUCACACGCACCGGCAGCGUGUUCAAGGACAAAAUGCUGCAGGACAUUCAGCUAAUUCUACUCGUGUGCGGCCUGUUGCUUGUGGAUGCCCUUCUCGUCACUCUGUGGGUCGUUGCCGACCCCAUGGAACGACAUUUGCAUAAUUUGACACUCGAAAUCAGCGCCAUUGAUCGGAGCGUUGUCUACCAGCCUCAGGUCGAGGUUUGUCGCUCUCAGCACACACAGACCUGGCUGAGUGUCCUCUACGCCUACAAGGGUCUCCUCCUCGUCGUGGGCGUCUACAUGGCUUGGGAGACGCGUCACGUCAAGAUUCCCGCCCUGAAUGAUUCCCAGUACAUUGGCGUCUCCGUCUACAGUGUGGUCAUUACCAGUGCCAUCGUUGUGGUUCUGGCCAACUUAAUCUCCGAGCGGGUAACUCUGGCCUUUCUAACCAUAACUGCACUCAUCUUGACCUCCACAACGGCGACUCUCUGCCUGCUCUUCAUACCCAAAUUACACGCCAUCUGGGCACGCAACGACAUCAUCGAUCCCGUGAUACACAGCAUGGGAUUAAAGAUGGAGUGCAACACACGACGCUUUGUCGUCGAUGAUCGAAGGGAACUUCAGUAUCGGGUUGAGGUGCAGAAUCGUGUUUAUAAGAAGGAGAUUCAGGCACUCGACGCGGAGAUUCGGAAACUGGAGCGCUUGCUGGAGUCUGGACUGGGUACUGCCUCGACCACGACCUCCUCGUCCACCUCGCUGCUGGCGGGACACGGACAUCUGAAGCCGGAACUGACCGUGUCGAGUGGAAUUUCGCAAGCUCCGAUGCCGAACAAAUCGCGUACUCCCAGCAUCUCGGGAAUUCUGCCGAAUCUUCUGCUGUCCGUGCUGCCUCCGGUGAUUCCUCGGGCGAGUUGGCCUUCGGCGGAGUAUAUGCAGAUCCCCAUGAGACGCUCGGUGACUUUCGCCUCGCAGCCGCAGCUGGAGGAGGCGUGUCUGCCCGCCCAGGAUCUGUUCAAUCUCCGGCUAGCACAUCAACAGGCUACAGAGACCAAAAUGGGACUGAUCAAUCGAUUGCGAGGUAUCUUCACGCGCACCACGAGCAGCAGCAAGGGAUCGACCGCCAGUUUGGCGGAUCAGAAGGGUCUCAAGGCCGCCUUCAAGUCGCACAUGGGACUCUUUACGAGAUUGAUUCCCUCCUCGCAGACGGCCUCCUGCAAUGCCAUCUACAGCAGUCCAAAUCCCAAUCCCGGCGACGCCGGCAACCUGGCCACUGGGAGCAGCUCCAAUGGCUGCCAUCUAAAGCCAAUUCACCGUGGUUCACUGACCAAAAGUGGCACCCACCUCGAUCAUCUGACCAAGGAUCCCAACUUCUUGCCCAUUACCACAAUCUCCGGUGAACGCUUCGAUCUUGAAUCCGUGACCGAUGUGUAUGUGAAGCUGGCCGAGACCAAGGUGAACUUUCAGCUGCCCAGCAGUCGACGUCCAUCGAUGGUGCAACCAGCCCCGAGCUUAAGGGAGCGAGUUCGAGGAUCUCCCCGCUUUCCACAUCGAAUUCUUCCUCCCACUUGCAGUCUGAGUGCUCUGGCCGAAUCGGAGGAUCGUGGUGGUGGUGGUGGUGGUGUAUCAGAGGCGUCAACCAUUGCGGGCAGUUGCAAGAGCAUACCACGCAUCUCGCUGCAGCAUGCCACAAGCGGUGGCAACUGGAAGUCCAUGGAGACGGCGGCCAAGUCGCGACUCUCGCUGGACUCACAGGAGGAGCAGCUGAAUGGCAAAGCAGGCGAGCUAGCAGCGCCAUCAAAUGGACUUGAAUAA